Staurois parvus is the source of this 843-nucleotide messenger RNA. The record is from the annotation of a GenBank genome assembly. NCBI's taxonomy places the organism in Eukaryota, Metazoa, Chordata, Amphibia, Anura, Ranidae.
AUGGCUGAAAGGAACGUCCUGCUUAAGAACCUGAAACAUCCUUUCCUGGUGGGCCUGCACUAUUCAUUCCAAACUGCAGAAAAACUCUACUUUGUCCUAGACUACGUCAAUGGAGGAGAGCUUUUCUUCCACUUACAAAGAGAGCGUUCCUUCCUGGAACCCCGGGCCCGCUUCUAUUCUGCAGAGGUGGCUAGUGCUAUUGGCUACUUGCACUCUCAAAAUAUCAUUUACAGAGACUUAAAGCCUGAAAACAUUCUCCUUGACAGCCAGGGUCAUGUUGUUCUGACUGAUUUUGGUCUCUGCAAAGAGGGGAUGGAGCCAGAAGAGACCACAUGUACCUUCUGUGGGACUCCUGAGUACCUGGCCCCUGAGGUCCUGAGGAAACAACCUUAUGAUCGUACCGUGGACUGGUGGUGUUUGGGCGCUGUCUUGUAUGAGAUGCUCUAUGGACUGCCUCCGUUUUACAGCCGGGAUGUUUCCCAAAUGUAUGACAACAUCCUAACCCAGCCGCUGCAACUCCCGGGAGGAAAGACAACCGCCACCUGUGACAUCCUCCAGGGUCUUCUGCACAAGGAUCAACAUUGCCGAUUGGGUGCCAAGUCUGACUUUAUGGAGAUCAAGAAUCAUGUCUUCUUCAGUCCCAUUAACUGGGAUGAUCUGUACCAUAAGAGGAUUCCCCCACCUUAUAACCCCAACGUGGCUGGUCCAGCUGAUCUGCGUCACUUUGAUCCAGAAUUUACGCAGGAGGCCGUGCCAAAUUCUGUGAGCCGCACACCCGAACUGACCCUCAGCAGUUCCAGUUGCUCCAAUGCUUUUUAUGGCUUUUUCCUAUGCGCAAAGUGA